AUGGAGCCAUCAUCAAGCGCUGCCCGCGCCUUGACAGCCCGCACCGUCCACCUCAAACUCUAUCCAACCCCAAGAACCUUCCCCGAGCGCCGCGAAGUCCUCCGUGUCCUCGAACGUUUUGGCGAAGUGAGCAUGUUCCGUUCUCUCAAAUACAAUCGCAAAAAUCACAACCCAGUCCACAAUGCCUUCCUCGCCCUCUUCACCACAUCCUCCUCCGCCACCGACCUCCUAAAUGCCUCUCCCCUACGCUACCGCCUCGUAACCUCUCCCUCCGAACCCUCUUCUCCUGACCCCCAAACAACGACGUUCUCCCUCAAUGCCUCGCCCACAACCUGGGACCACCAAGCUGGCUUAACAGGGUCACAGAACCCGCUCCAUGGGCCCUUUCGUCCCAUUUCGCCGCGCUACUCGUACGUAGGGUCAUCGCUGGAACGGGUUGUGCCCGAGUCUUUGUGGUCGCGGGGACUGCUGGAUUGGGAGACGGAUAAAGGGGAGGAGGUUGUGGAUGGGAAGGUUGAUGGGGUGCGGAUGAGUGUUUCGGGGGAGGGGAUUGGAAGGAGGGUUGCGGGUUUGCAGAAUUGGGAUGCUGGGAAGAUUGGAGAGGGGAAGAGGCCGGAGAUCAUGAAGGGGUUGAGGCGGUUUUUGGAGAGCAGGGAGGGGAUACGAGGAGAGAAAGGAACUGAAGGACGGGAAGGGUGA
This is a messenger RNA of Mollisia scopiformis, 699 nucleotides long. RefSeq lists its product as uncharacterized. The transcript is spliced from 2 exons. The coding region runs from base 1 to 699 and encodes 232 amino acids. NCBI's taxonomy places the organism in Eukaryota, Fungi, Ascomycota, Leotiomycetes, Helotiales, Mollisiaceae. The record is from RefSeq and is a predicted model, not a curated record.